Molecule: messenger RNA, 1835 nt
Organism: Clunio marinus
Lineage: Eukaryota; Metazoa; Arthropoda; Insecta; Diptera; Chironomidae
Source: the annotation of a GenBank genome assembly
AUUCUUGAGAUUCGAAAUAGGUAUAUUCCCACUCGUUCACUAGAUUCAUUUCAUCAAAAUGUCGACUGUGAAAGACGCGACCUCAGAAUUUUUUCUUCGUGGAAACACUCGUCAAUUUGACUUUGUAUUAAAGCUUUAUCCUCAAGUGCUUGCGCUCAAAGCAGAAGAAAAGAAGAAACCAGAAGAACUUAUUAAACUUGACGAAUGGUACCAAACUGAACUGCCGAAAAAAAUAAAACAAAGAGGACGCGAUGCUCACUUAAUACACGAAGAAUUAGUUCAGUGCAUGAAGUGGAAACAAAGUCGUGGAAAGUAUUAUCCUCAACUCUCAUAUUUGAUUAAAGUGAAUACACCGAGAGCAGUAGUAAUGGAAACUAAAAAGGCAUUUCGAAAACUACCAAACAUUGAGCAGGCAAUUACGGCACUUUCAAAUCUUAAAGGUGUUGGAACGACAAUGGCAUCAGCUCUACUUGCCGCUGCUCUUCCAGAAAAUGCUCCUUUUAUGGCUGAUGAAGUGCUAAAGGCUAUCCCAGAUAUUGAGGGCAUUGAUUACACGACCCGCGAGUAUUUGAAAUUUGUCACACACAUCGAAAGCACGAGAGAUCGACUGAAUCAAGAAACAGAAAGUGAUCAAUGGUCGGCACAUUCAGUUGAACUAGCAGUUUGGACGCAUUCGGUAGCUUGUGAUAUCAAACCGGAGCUACUAAAAGAUAUGCCUGAUCUCGACAAACAUGCUUCUGUAGGCACUAACGGAGCCAAUAACACUCACACUUGUAUCGAAAACACAAAGAUAAUAAGUGAGCAGUAUAUGGAGAAUAAUUUAUCAUCAACUAUAGAACAAAUCGAAGCAGCGGAAGACAAGGGAAAACCGCAGGGAUCAGCCAAUGGUGCCGUUGACAGCUUAGACGAAAGUACACUUUCAGAAGAUAGUUUGGAGCCGAAUACACCAAUUAUCGCGAAUGAUGAAACCAAUGAUAGCGAUUCUCAUAGUAGCGCUAAAAGGUCGCUAGAUUCAGAAGAAUUUCCUGUAACGGAACCUGAAUUAAAGAAGGCCAAGAAUAGCGAAUAAAAAAGAAGCAGGAAUAAGGACAACAUUUUUUCUUACAUAACAUAUUUUUAAUUUUUAAUUAUUUUUUAGUUUGUAUAUGAAUGCAUACAGAGAAUACAUUGUUUAUUGAUUUAAAGAUGCUUUCAGUUUAAUACAAAAAGUUCCAUUCUUUUUAUAAAAAUCACAAAAUAAACUCACUCAACUAUAUAAGAAAAUCACACACAUACACGUUAGAAAUAUUACCACCUUCCAUUUAUCACCCACUAAAUAAUAGUAAUUUAAAAUAAGAAAAUAGUAAAAACAAAAAUUGAUCAAAAAUAAAUACAGAUUUUAUAUUUAAAAGUUCUUCAAUUUGAGGUUUUGAUAUUUUUAAGAAUAACCAAUGAAAAAAAACACAGGAUUCAAAAGAAAUAACAGUUUUGUGUUGUUGAGUUUAGUUUAGGGUUGAAGAAUAAAUAUAAAUUAAGAUAUCUAAAAACCUCUUGUUUUAAAUUAUUAUUGCAUGAAAAAUUCAAAUCCAGAAUUCAUUUUCUUUUAUUUUUAUUAUUUUAUUUUUCUAUAUUUGAAAUUUAGUUUCCAUCUAAAAUAAAGAAUUAUUAUUAUUAAAUUAAAAUCACUUAUUUUAAAUUUAAUGUUAACAUUAAAUCUGUAAUUUUCUUUCUCAAUAGUUAUAAGAUACGAAACAAGUGACGGAAAUAAACAAAGUAUCAAGUUUCCUUUUGAAUAUAUUAGAAAAUUCAACAUUGUUUCAAUAUCAGAGCUAUCGUCAGAGCUAUUAUGGUUAUAU